UUAUAAUCCCUCCUCAUGUCCCAGUAACCUUUCUACACCUAUAGACCUAGGUUUAUCUCGAUGUGGAAUGUCAAUUAAUUAAUUCCCUUGACGUUUCAGUUCACCUUCAUCAUGGCUACAGAGGCUACGCUAGCAAGCUCCGAAGCUCGCGAGCUGAGCUUGAUAUCCAAGGUUGAGCUUAGGAUUGCACUGGCGGAUACCGAUGCCAAACUUGAAAGCCUUCUUCAUACUUAUCUAGCACCAUUAUUGCUCAAGCUGGGUUCUGACAGUCUUGCUGUUCGCAACAAAGUUAUUGCAGUGUGCCAGCAUGUCAACACUAGAGUCCAAGCUCCGUCCAUUAAGCUGCCUGUGACGGCUUUGCUCAAGCAAUUCAAAGAGCAGAAGUCUCAGCUCAUCCGACAUUUUGAUCUGAUAUAUCUUCAGCAAGGUAUUGAUCGUCUGGGUUCAACCGCAAGAAUCGAGAUUCUGCUUCCCCUGCUUCAGGGCAUCUCCGAGAUUGGAACAUCGGUCAACCAAGCUGCCGUGGUAUUCAAUCUUGUCCUGCGGCUUCUGCCCUUGCUCAAGUUACCCCCCAAAGAUAGUGACGACGAUGUGCAGUUGAAGUCUCGACUAGGUCUUUCCGACCAAGACACCAAAUUCCUGUCCGCAUGGUUCGAGAAAUUGCUGCUUCUGUUCCCCGCAGAUAAGAGUUCGCCCACCUGUCCUGGGUUGACUCCCGGAGAUUACACGUUCCUGAAUAAGGGUGCACCUGUAACCGAGACCUGGAACCCAUCUUCUGAAGGUGGCCUGAAUCUGACUGAGACUAAAGUCAACGCCCUAAGAUUUCUCGCUAGUGGAGCUUUCAGUCACACAGAGCGGUUUCUACCUGCUCUGAUUGCCUCUGCGGAUGCGAACUCCCGCCUUUCUGACAUUGGCGAAGAGCUUCUCAAGCGAUUCGUCCCCGACUUGGAGGAGCCAGAUGUCAUACAGCAGCUCUAUGACUUGUACUUUGGAUCUGAAACGCCUGACGGCGCACCGCCGGCGCGACCUGCUCUGCAGACCAGAAUCCUGGUUUUUCUCGGAAAAUCAAUCAGAGCAACAAAGGCUAAAUGGAGAGUCAUUCGGGUCAUUGAGGAUGGCCUUCUGUCAGAUACCGCACGGUCUUCCCAGGGAUUACAGGCCUCGAAGUUGAGGACACAAAUAUUCAACUUUACCACCUGGGUUGUUAGAAUGGGCUCCCUGUCUGACCUUGAAGAAAUGGCACCUAAGCUUUUGACGGGCCUAAGGGACUUCAUCCAGUCUCAAGGAUGGCCGAGCCCCGGGGCCAGUGGGCAGAAGCUUCCAUCUACGGAUCUGAGUCUAAGGGGCCUUGCAUACGAAACUAUCGGUAUUAUGGUUCCCAAGGCCAACUUUGGAGUGCAUGAUGGCGAGGAAAGUCUCUCUGGGUUCGAGCUAAUCCAAUGGCUAUUCACUUCGUUGAACUCCGAUGACUCGAGCUCUCAGAUCUUUGUGAGCAUUGAACAGGCCCUGGGAAGCAUCCUCAACUCCUCGAUAGACAGUUGGGAUAACGAUUUUCACGAUCAACUACGGCCUUUCCUCGUUCGGCAGAUGAACAAUUAUCCGGGAGGAGAGGACUCCAUGACCGGGUUCAGUGUUGUCCGCGGCCCACAGUACGCUGCUGUGCGUUUUGCGAACAGGUUUCUACCAUACAACGAUGUUGUUGCACGCUGGAUAGACCUCAUGGCAAUCGCACGCGGGUCAGAAAGCCGCCAGGAAGUAAUGGAAGAAGGCAAAAAAGGCCUGCACCCAUUUUGGUACCGGCUUCUGAGCCCUUCUUACGACAGACAGCCGGCUACUUCGGCAUCCAAGGACUCUACAUGGUAUGAUUUCCCAAAGUUUUCGGAACUUUCCCGUUUCCUACUUGGCUCGGUCACCUCAAAUGGAGUGUCGGGUUUGUCGGCCUCGGAAAUCAUAUCCGGACCCUACAAGAACGCUUUUGUUUCCACCAUAUCGUUCGUUCGGAAUGUCUUGCUAUGGGAGUCGCUCUCCGCUUCUGAUACCGGCAUUGAAAUAGAUCAAGACUGGGACACGAAGCUUGAUGUGAUGCUUUCAUCCAAUGAGCAAGCACGAUUGUCGCUGAAACAGUACAUUCGAGUUGCGGAUCAAGAAGCAGUUGUACUCUUUCUAAACAGUGCUUUGGCUGGCCUCGCCCGUGAUAGUCGGGAGGGCCUGCAGCCGUGCGGAGUGCAAUUUUUCAGUAUUUGCUCUUUGGCCUCAAAUGACGUUCUCGAGUCGGUCGUCCCACAGACGCUGGUACUGAGAACACCUUUGAAGAGCAAUGACCAAGAUAUUCAGGCCAUGGCCGCCCGCGCAAUUGGAGUUCUGGCUUCUCAUCCAUCCCUUCCUGAGAACGACCUCAUGUCACUGAUCGCAGAGUGUUCGGAACGUAUAGCGUCAUGGAAGUCCGCAAUCGGCGAAGGUGCACUUCAGGUUCGAGGGGCAGUAUUGGCGCUGUCAUAUAUCUUGAGCCGACUUGCUCUCCGCAACAUGACAAACAAAGUGGCUGACGCACAUGUGGGUCAAUUUGUUCAGGUUAUCUGUGACAUGCUCGAAAAUGCGCGCGAUUCACUACUUCGGCGUUCUGCACAGAUAGCAAUUGGGCAACUCAGUCUCUCUCGAAUCUUGUUCCAUUCUAUGCUUUCUGAAGUAAAUUGGAAGACGAUCCGAGAAUCCCUGAUACGGGAUGCAAAGGCCGAAAGCGAAGUGGCCAUAAUGGCGUUGGGGCUUUUAUCUCUCAUCUCCCCCGAGUAUAACUCCGACAAUUCAUAUUUCAGUGCCCUCACAGACGCUCUCUAUGGUCUACAUGAAAUUCGGAGCCCUGAAAUACAUUUUACUGUCGGCGAAGCACUGAGCAAUGCUGCCGCGGGCUGGAACUCGAAAUCAUUGGGUCCGGAAUUCGAUGUGGAUGAAGAGUCUCCUGUCUCGAACGUGCCGGAAUUCGUGGUUGCUAAUGUGGGCGACACGAUAAUAGCAAACUGCGGUGCACCGAAACCGUCCCUCAGAAGGGCAUCUGCCAUUUGGCUGCUUAGUCUGGUCAAAGAUUGUGGCCAUUUACACCCAUUACAGGCCCGCCUGCGUGAAUGUCAGAGCGCAUUUAGCAACUUACUUGUUGAUCGGGACGAGGUGGUUCAAGAGACUGGUGCACAGGGAUUGAGUCUUGUAUACGGCAUGGGUGACCAAGGACUGAAGGACGAUUUGGUGCGCGACCUGGUCAACUCAUUCACUGAAAACAGUUCAACCCUCGCGGGUGGCAAAGUGAGCCAAAAUACUGAGCUGUUUGAGCCCGGGGCUCUCCCAACUGGGGGCGGUUCCUCAGUCAAUACCUACAAAGACAUAAUGAAUCUUGCAUCCGAAGCCGGUGACCCAACCCUCGUGUACCGCUUCAUGUCAAUGGCUUCAAACAAUGCCCUCUGGUCGAGCCGGGCGGCAUUUAGCAAGAUGGGCAUCAGCAAUAUCUUUUCCGACUCUAGCGUCAACGGUUAUUUGGCAAAGAAUCCCAAGAUCUAUCCCAAGCUAUUCCGCUACCGGUUCGACCCGAAUCCCAAUGUCCAACGGUCGAUGAAUACUAUUUGGCGAGCCUUGGUCAAAAACCCCAUGGAAGUGCUGGAAGCUCAUUUUGAUGAGAUCAUGAACGACUUGCUGAGGAGCAUGUUGGCCGGUCGGGAAUGGAGAGUUCGGCAGGCAAGUUGUACAGCAAUAGCGGACUUGCUCCAGGGACGCCAGCCCGAAAAAUACGCCAAGUACAUGGAUGAGAUCUUUACCAAGGCCUUCAAGCUUCUAGAUGAUAUCAAGGAGACCGUCCGAGUGUCGGCAUUGAAGCUUUGCCAAACCAUCACCAAUGCUAUCAUUCGCACUCUGGAGACAAGCGACACGGACACAAAGCGGGCCGAUGCCAUGCUUCGAAGUGCCAUCCCAUUCUUGUUGAGUGACAAAGGCAUGGAAUCUGGAGUCGAAGAGGUCCAAGGAUUUGCCAUUGGGGCGUUGAUCCAGAUGAUCAGGAAAAUCCCUGGCGGUCCAUUGCGACCGUUUAUACCCCGCAUAAUGGAGCAGUUUCUCAACUCCCUGAGUUCUCUGGAACCUCAGGCGGUCAACUAUGUUCACCUCAACGCAGAUAAGUACGGACUGACAGGCCAGGAAAUUGACAAGAUGAGACUGUCCAGCAUUCGCGCGUCUCCCAUGAUGGAGGUCAUUGAAAGAUACCUCAUUGAUAUGUUGGAUGAGCACAGCAUGAAAGAGUUUGCGGCCCAGCUUGAAGGCGUGUUGCGUUCGGCGGUUGGACUUCCAUCGAAAGUUGGCUGUAGCCGUGUUUUGGUUCUCCUGAGUAUGCGAUCCAUGCUAUUCCGUCCCUAUGCGGAUCGUUUCAUCCAGCUCCUCGGCAAAUACGUGGUGGAUCGCAAUGACACCGUCAGUGCAUCCUAUUGUACAUCCAUAGGCUACCUCCUGCGUUUAGCCUCGGAUGGUCGAGUCCUCAAAACAAUCGAGCACGCCAAAGAGCUGUACUUGACCGCUGAAGACACCAAUCAGCGGGCCAUUGCAGCUGAAAUCUUACAAGCUGCCUCGAAGUUAUCCAAUGACCGGUUCAUGGCAUUCGCUACGACUGCACUACCGUUCAUCUUUGUGUCGAAGAGUGACUUGGAUGAGCACGUAAGAGAGGUGUUUGAGAAGACAUGGCAAGAUAAUGUGGGUGGCAACCGCACGGUAUCCCUCUACAUCAGAGAAAUCACGGACCAUGUCUCCGCCAAUUUGGAGUCGGCUCGUUGGGCUAUCAAACAUACGGCGGCUCUGGGGCUUGCAAAGGCUAUCAUGUCGCUGGACUCCGAGAUUGAUCUCUCAACCAGUGAGUAUAUAUGGCCCGUACUGGAGAAAGCUUUGGCUGGGAAAACGUGGGAUGGCAAAGAGAUUGUCUUGGAAGCCUUCGUGAAAUUUUCAACCCAGGCGAAGAAAUUGUGGCAAGAGAAGCCAGCCUUCGGUGAGACAAUGAAGACUAUUGCCAUUAGGGAAGCGAAGCGGAAUAAUCCCACAUAUCGCCCCCAUGCGCUUAUUGCUCUCGGUGGGGUUUCUCAAGCACGCAAAGACCUAGAUCUGGUGCCAGAUGCUAUAGGCAUUGUCACCCGAGUACUAGACGAGAUCGAAGACCAAGGGGAUCCGAUGGAUGUAGAUUCAGGCAAGGGCCAAAAACCCAAACAAACCCUGGAUGACACGUUGGCGGCUUGUGUGGCAUGUCUCUUACAAUGCCUCAGUCCUGCAUCGCAUACUUCAGCAGAGACCAUCCACGGACAUCUGGAAAAGUCGAGGCCGGUGUUGCACAGGGUGGUGAGCCAUGGGGGCAGAAACGUGCAGGUCACGCUGCACCGACAGCUGCGCGCACUAUUUGACCAAAUCGGGACGUGGGCAUCGGACCGGAGUGGCGAACGCGAUCUACGCGGGUCUCAGGAAUCCUUGGCGGCGCUAGCCAGCGAGAUGUUCUCCCAGGAGAUAGACCUCUCCGUCGAAACCAUUCGCACUGAGCGCGCCCAGGCAGCGGUCGCAUACGUCAAGCUCUGCGGGCAGACUGGCCUCCCGCUCGACGAGGCGCUCCAGAAGUCGCUGAAGAGCUGGCGGGAAGAUGAGAGAUCGGGGCCAGUACGACAGAUCCUGGAUCGGGCACUCGUCAACCUGCAAUGACUCCUGUGACAUGGUUACAUAUGCGGGGGAGCAUGUCUCAGGUCGGAACAUUUGAUCAUGGGACUAGCGUCGGUACGGUAUGGAGCCGACGCAUGCAUGACUGCACAUAUGUACCUGCUAUCUACCUGGCUCAGCUCCGUCGGUAUGAGGUACGGUAUUGUCAGGAAUAGUAGUAGUGCCACCCCUGAAUCGUCCGUCCCAAUCAGGACGCUUGCACCAGAAAGGGGCGGAGGGGGAUUCAUGGUGCCAGCAUCGGGGAUUCGGCCGGUGCCUUGGGCAGGAGUACCUAAGUCCCAAGGACCAAGUAGAUAGGCACAUAGCCAAAGUGCAUGGCACCCAACUUUAACCUGCCUCUGUAGCGUGCUGCAGGCCUGCGCCUAACCAAUCAUCCUAAAACCAAGCCACCACCGGCCGGAGAAGAAGACCUCCGUCCC
Molecule: messenger RNA, 6137 nt
Organism: Aspergillus ibericus CBS 121593
Lineage: Eukaryota; Fungi; Ascomycota; Eurotiomycetes; Eurotiales; Aspergillaceae
Product: ECM29 family proteasome component
Exons: 4
Coding region: 112-5703 (1863 amino acids)
Biological process (GO): proteasome assembly
Cellular component (GO): nucleus; cytoplasm
Molecular function (GO): molecular adaptor activity
Source: RefSeq, a predicted model, not a curated record